AUGAAACCACAGGGCAUUCUAUCGACCGUCACUUUACUGGCUCUAAACUUGGCGUCUUGUACAGCAGGCUUGUGGGGCUCAUCGUCAUCCUCUAAUGGUGCAGCAGCAGCCAAUGAAGCGACGCCAGAAGCGCCUCCAUUCAAACACGACUACAAAAUGUCUUUUAAGAAACCCUUUUACUACAAUGGAACAGUCCCCUUUUGGAAAACAGGUGGUGCUGUCAUCCAGGCGGAUGAUUUUAUCCGUCUGGCACCGUCGGUGCCCAACACAAAGGGAUGGAUAUGGUCCGAUAACACAAAUCCUUAUGAAUCAUGGGAAGUCGAGGUGGCUUUCAAGGUGACAGGAAAUCAAAUGCAUGGCGGACGCGGAUUAGCUUUUUGGUACACAAAAGAUAAAAUGAUAGACGGUCCCAUUUUUGGUGCGCGCGAUCAGUGGGAUGGGUUGAGCAUCUGGCUGGAUUCAGCCAAUCCAAAGACUCACACUCCAACCACCAUGGUAUUACUGAACGAUGGCACCAGAGCCUUUGCCACCAACACCGAUCCUACAAAGUACAUGUUGGGUUCUUGUUCUAUGAAUUACCGCAACACCGUGAUCCCUUCUUAUCUCAAAGUAGCAUACAAAGACGGCACGUUGACGGUGGCGCUGGAUACCAAUGGCCAGGGAUCAGAUUACCGUGUUUGCGUACAACGCUCAGGAAUUAAGUUACCUUCAGGUUACUACUUUGGAUUGUCGGUAAUACCAAAAUCAGAUAUUUAUGAUCAUGAUGUUAUUUCCUGGGAAACGAAACAAUUAAAUCCGCCUGCAAAAGCACAGAAAUAUAAACGACCAUUAGAAGAUGAAAAGAUCCGUCAAGGCGAAGAAUUCAGAGAAUUGAGUGAUGCUCAGAAAAAGGGAGCCAUUUACGACACACAGCGCAGAGCAUUGGAAAAUCUGCAAAUGGUACAGUUACAGAUCGAGGCUUUAGGUGCACCUCCUUUACAGGACAUUCUCGAAGGAAAAGUUGAAAAGAGAACGGGCGGAUCUGGUGUUCAGACCACAAUGUAA
This is a messenger RNA of Radiomyces spectabilis, 1044 nucleotides long. RefSeq names its product legume-like lectin family-domain-containing protein. Gene Ontology annotation, cellular component: endoplasmic reticulum-Golgi intermediate compartment; endoplasmic reticulum membrane; COPII-coated ER to Golgi transport vesicle. Gene Ontology annotation, molecular function: D-mannose binding. The transcript has 7 exons. Lineage: Eukaryota; Fungi; Mucoromycota; Mucoromycetes; Mucorales; Radiomycetaceae. Gene Ontology annotation, biological process: Golgi organization; endoplasmic reticulum to Golgi vesicle-mediated transport; endoplasmic reticulum organization. The record is from RefSeq and is a predicted model, not a curated record. The coding region runs from base 1 to 1044 and encodes 347 amino acids.